AUGCAGCGUGAAAAGUCCUCACCUCAAGCGGCAGCAGAUGACACUCAGCGGGCAGCGGAGGCUUUAGGACACAUGGUAAUAAUCCGUCCGAAGGCUGGGGAGCUCUGGGAAUCUUCGCAGCUCUUGUCGGUGGCCGUGUGCGCUCGGUCCCGUGUGGCCGUGGAGACGCAGAGGAAGAAGAAGACUUUCCUACAGUUGUUAGUGUUUCCCAGGACAACUCAGAGGGAGGAGCGAACGGCAGGACGCAUGGCAGGACGCAGCUAUGGCUUCUGUGGAGAGCCCAGCGCGCGUCCGGGACUACUGCUAUGA
Knipowitschia caucasica is the source of this 309-nucleotide messenger RNA. NCBI's taxonomy places the organism in Eukaryota, Metazoa, Chordata, Actinopteri, Gobiiformes, Gobiidae. The record is from the annotation of a GenBank genome assembly.